AUGCCUAAUAUCCAGAGCCCGUCCGGCGUCGGAGGAGGGAGCAUGAAUGAACGCUGUGGAUGCAAUUUGGAUGCUCGGGGCUGCGCACAAAAAGUGAACGGAAGUUUUUGCUGCGCCUUGUCUGUCUGUGUACAAUACGGGGCACGGUGCCGGCUCGUCUGGACUUGGGAAGCCCCGCGGGCGAAGGGGAACGGAAAGGCCGGCCUCCAAAGGCUCGGAAGGAGCCGGGGAGAUUUUGCAAAGGCGCCCGGGAAGAUUGCAGCGCUGUGUGAGCAAGCUUACUUCGCUACUACAGGGACGCAGCUCCUGGUCACAGAUCCAAAGUGUAAUGAUCAGCCACAACCAAGCGUCGUUCUCCUGAGCCCUUUGUGCCACAAAAAGCGUAUCACCCUUGUGUGCCUGGCCCAGGGCUUCCACUACGAGUGGCCACUGGAUGUGAUCUGGGAGCGCGAUGGCCAAAACAUUAGCCGACUCUCCUCUGCUACUGAGCCAAUCAAGAAAGAAGGGGAAUGCAACUUCGCUACUGCCAGCCGCAUGAGUGUGUUGGCAGAGGAGUGGCAGAAAGGCCACAGCUAUUCCUGCCAUGUCAACCAAACAGGACAGGUGGUGAGUGACUCGGUGAAGGGCAGUCCAGACCACAAGACAGAAUCAACUUCAGGUAUCUCUGAGGUUCAACUCAGCCUUUAUGCUGGGCAGUUUAUAUUCCUCCUACUAGGUGCUAAAAGCUUGGCCUACAGUGUUAUUCUGGGCAUCUACAAGUUCUAUAAAAAAAAAGGUCUUUAAUUUCGUUACCUGCUACAGCAGUAUUCACUCCCUUACCAGCCAAGGCACAGAUUUACGUAUAGCUGCAGGCCUUUCCCAGUGAAGAUCCAUUCCAUUCUGAAGUUUCCACAUCCUUCAUCUCAGCUUCUUCCUUCCAGAGGGACUCAUUGGUCACUUUAUAUUAAAUUGUACUAUGCCUUGAGAAAAUUUCAAUACAUAUUUUCUGCCUCAUAAUAAAAAUGUU
This is a messenger RNA of Notechis scutatus (mainland tiger snake), 1006 nucleotides long. The record is from RefSeq and is a predicted model, not a curated record. NCBI's taxonomy places the organism in Eukaryota, Metazoa, Chordata, Lepidosauria, Squamata, Elapidae.